UUUCUAUUUAUUCCGUUCUUUCCGAAACCAGAUUUCGAGAGUGCGGAACCUUUCCGUGCGGACGAUUUUAUAAUCGUAUUUAAUCCAGUUAAUCUAAGUAUUUUAUACUUUUAAAAGUUUCAUCAUGCCUCCCAAAUUCGAUCCCAAUGAAAUCAAGAAAGUUUACUUGAGAUGCGUUGGUGGUGAAGUUGGUGCAACAUCUUCUCUCGCCCCGAAAAUCGGUCCUCUUGGUUUGUCGCCAAAGAAAGUUGGAGAUGACAUUGCCAAAGCAACCAACGACUGGAAGGGUUUGAAAAUCACUGUACAACUGACUAUCCAGAAUAGGCAGGCUGCCAUAUCGGUUGUGCCUUCGGCUGCAUCUUUGGUUAUCAAGGCUCUUAAAGAGCCACCAAGGGACCGAAAGAAGCAGAAGAACAUAAAGCACAGUGGAAAUCUUGCAUUUGACGACAUUAUUCAAAUCGCUCGUGAAAUGAAACCAAGAUCUAUGUCUCGUCAACUGAGUGGUACGGUCAAGGAAAUCCUAGGUACUUGCCAAUCUGUUGGUUGCACCGUUGAGGGAAGACCACCGCAUGACAUUAUUGACGAUAUCAAUGCUGGCGAGAUUGAAGUUCCAGAAGAAUAAAGACUUUGAUUUGACAACAGGGCUGGAAAUAAAGAAAAUUUUAUUAAAAAAAAAAAA
Messenger RNA from Venturia canescens, 679 nucleotides. RefSeq names its product ribosomal protein L12 (gene RpL12). Gene Ontology annotation, cellular component: cytosolic large ribosomal subunit; ribosome. The record is from RefSeq and is a predicted model, not a curated record. Gene Ontology annotation, molecular function: structural constituent of ribosome; large ribosomal subunit rRNA binding. Gene Ontology annotation, biological process: translation. Bases 125 to 622 code for a protein of 165 amino acids. The transcript is spliced from 4 exons. Lineage: Eukaryota; Metazoa; Arthropoda; Insecta; Hymenoptera; Ichneumonidae.